Molecule: messenger RNA, 2863 nt
Organism: Psammomys obesus (fat sand rat)
Lineage: Eukaryota; Metazoa; Chordata; Mammalia; Rodentia; Muridae
Product: von Willebrand factor A domain-containing protein 5A-like
Exons: 19
Coding region: 111-2471 (786 amino acids)
Source: RefSeq, a predicted model, not a curated record
CACAAGGAGCAGUUGCAGCAGGGACUUGUGGCUGCAGGGACUUGGUGCUUGCUCUGUGUUCUGUCUGGGAAGAAUCCUACUGCUGCUUCUAAAGGAAACGUGCAGUCACCAUGGAGCAUCACUGCGGUUUAAUCACAGGCAAGAAGGAGAUGGUGCCACUGAAGAGCAUCUCUGUAACCCUGUCCGUCAAUGACUUUGUGGUUGAUGUGUCUGCAACCUUAAAUUAUGAGAAUGAAGAGAAAGCCCCAAUAGAGGCACUCUUUGUCUUCCCCAUGGAUGAAGACUCUGCUGUCUACAGCUUUGAAGCUUUGGUGGAUGGGAAGAAAAUUGUGGCAGAAUUGCAGGACAAGGCGAAGGCACAUAGCAACUAUGAGGAAGCCCUCUCUCAGGGCUAUGAAGCUUACUUAUUGGAAGAGGAUGACUACUCCAGAGAUGUCUUUUCUUGCAAUGUGGGGAACCUCCAGCCUGGAGCUAAGGUGGCAGUUACCCUGAGGUAUGUGCAGGAACUUCCCCUGGAAACAGAUGGGGCCCUGCGCUACUUGCUCCCGGCAAUCUUGAAUCCGAGAUACCAGCUCUCAGAACAGUCAGCGAACAGUUGCCUGAAUGUAAAGAGCCCCGUAGCUCCUUUGAAGGACCUGCCCUACACCCUCAGCAUGGUUGCCACCAUCACUUCCCAGCAUGGCAUUGAGAAGGUCCAGUCCAACUGCUCCUUGAGUCCUCUUCAGUACCUUGCAGAGGACAAUACUUCUGCUCAGGUUUCCUUGGCUGAAGGACACAAGUUUGACCGAGAUGUGGAACUCCUGAUUUACUACACUGAGGUGCACAGCCCAAGCGUAGCUGUGGAGAUGGGGAUGCCAGACAUGAAGCCAGAUAGUUUGAUGGGAGCUCCUUCUGCAAUGGUGAGCUUCUACCCAGAUAUCCCAGAAGUGGAGGCCUCAAGGGCCUGUGGAGAAUUUGUAUUUCUCGUGGACCGCUCAGGAAGUAUGGAAUCCCCCAUGAGUAACCAAAAAAAUUCUCAGCUGCGCAUAGAAGCUGCCAAGGAAACUCUGUUGCUGUUGCUGAAGAGCUUACCUAUGGGUUGUUAUUUUAACAUCUAUGGAUUUGGAUCUACCUAUGAAAAAUUCUUUCCGGAGAGUGUGAAGUACACUCAGGAAACAAUGGAGGAGGCCGUGAAAAGAGUGAGGGAUCUAGAAGCAGAUCUAGGAGGCACUGAAAUCUUGACACCACUCUGCAACAUUUACAAGGCACCCUCCAUUGCUGGCCAUCCCUUACAAAUUUUUGUCUUCACAGAUGGAGAAGUUAGUGACACCUUUAGGGUCAUUAGAGAAGUUGAGCUGAACAGCAAGAAACACAGAUGUUUCUCAUUUGGCAUUGGGGAAGGAGCCUCCACCAGUUUAAUCAAAGGCAUUGCCCGGGUAUCAGGAGGCACUGCAGAAUUUAUCACAGGCAAGGACAGGAUGCAAGCCAAGGCUCUGGGGACUCUGAAGUUUGCUCUACAGCAUGGAGUGGAUGACAUAUCUCUGAGCUGGGAUUUGCCUCCUCGUCUAUAUGCUAACAUGCUUUCUCCAGAGCAGACUGUCAUCUUUAAGGGUCAGAGGUUAAUUAUCUAUGCCCAGCUGGCUGGGAUUAUGCCCCAAGGGGAAAGCUCAGGAGCAGUGUGCCUCAAAUACUCCCUUCAGGGCAAGGCUCUUGAAAACAGGGUGACAUUUUCCCUACAACCCAAGGCAAAUGCCAGCUUCACCAUUCAUCGGUUGGCUGCAAAGUCCUUGAUUCAGAACAAAGACUUGGGCUCCAAUGAGACCUCAGAAGAGGCAAAAGAGGAUGUGAAGAACAUCAGCAUUCAGUCUGGAGUUCUUAGCUCCUUCACAGCUUUCAUCGCCAUAAACAAGGAGCUGAAUCAGCCAGUACAGGGGCCUCUGUCUCAUAGAGUGAUUCCAAGGCCAAUGACUUACGGAUCUUAUGAUGCGUGUUUAAUUAGCAUGCCAUGCACAGGAAAAGCACUACGUUCUAAGCCUCUGGCUUUUAGCCUGAGAAAUGCUGUAUUUGGUGCAUCCCUAUCUUUGCAAAGCAGCAAAAAGGUGAAAAGGGCGUGUUCUUCCACCAAGAGAAACAGCUUGCAAAGUGACCCCAAAGCUUUUGGAGAGAAUGUUGUUGUGCAGCUGAUUUCCCUUCAAAAGGCAAAUGGCUCCUGGAACCUGGAUGAAGAUCUGACCAAAAUCCUGGGCACUAAUUUAGAAGAUGCCAAGGUUGCAAACCCUGCCAUGCAUGGGGACCCCUCAGCCUGGGCCACAGUGCUGGCUGUGCUGUGGUUGCAUGCCCAUGGCAAGGACUUGAAGUGUGAGUGGGAGCUUCUGGAAAGGAAAGCCGUGGCCUGGCUUCAUGACCAUGCAGGCUCCUCCAUCCCCGCACUUGUGCAAGCUGCCAACAGACUCCUGAAAUUAUCUGUGAAUCCUGCUGCCUUUGACAUCUGAGGAUGUCACCCAUGAAAGAAGAGCGUUUCCUGGCUACUACCUACUCCCACACUUCUUGGCUGAGAUGGCUUUUGGUUUUUAUGUUUAACUUUUUCUUUCUUGUCACUUAUACAAUGGACUACUACUCAGCUAUUAAAAAUAGGGCAGCAUGAAAUUUGCAGUCAAAUGGAUGGAACUGGAAAAUAUCAUCCUCAGUGAGGUAACCCAGAAGCAGAAAAAUACACAUGGUAUAUAUAUACUCACUUAUAAGUGGAUAUUAGCCUUAAAGUACAAGAUAAGCACACAGAUCCACAUAUCCAAGAAGCUAAAUAACAAGGAGGGUUCAAGGGAGGAUGCUUAACUCUCAGAAGGGGAAAUAAAAUUCUACAAAUGUUCUUGUGACAUUUUUAAAA